Molecule: messenger RNA, 4391 nt
Organism: Ornithorhynchus anatinus (platypus)
Lineage: Eukaryota; Metazoa; Chordata; Mammalia; Monotremata; Ornithorhynchidae
Gene: RNF111
Product: ring finger protein 111
Exons: 14
Coding region: 544-3537 (997 amino acids)
Biological process (GO): positive regulation of DNA-templated transcription; ubiquitin-dependent protein catabolic process; positive regulation of transforming growth factor beta receptor signaling pathway
Cellular component (GO): cytoplasm; nucleus
Molecular function (GO): SUMO polymer binding; SMAD binding; ubiquitin protein ligase activity
Source: RefSeq, a predicted model, not a curated record
CGCGGGGACCGAGGAGCGCCGGGUUUUGAUGGAGAGAAGCUGCUUCUCAAACAGACACAACCCGAUCUUCGCCAAUUAAGACAUGAAAGGCUGCGUAUUUUUAGACGAUUAUAGGAUCCUGGGGAGGCGGCGUAAAGUAGGAGGCUGAAGUCUGUGACCAGCCAAGAGCAGUAAUCGCUCUGGAAUGUCUCGUCCUAACGAAAUAGGAAUGCGUACACACCGACAGUGAGACCUGUGCGUUUAUCGAGCCUACGAACGUGGGUCCGCGGCGCGUCCUCCGGGGCAUUCCGGCUUUCCCACAGUGCGCCUCUGAGCCGAUCCUUGCAGUCUGCUCAGUGGUUUUCCGGGCCAACUCGAUCGAAGAGGAAAAAAAAAUUUCCCCAUUCUCAUAUCUGGCCCGAACCGAAAUAAGAGUCCAUUUGGAUUCAUCGCUGUGCUUUCCGAGAGGAGAUAUUUUUGGAACGCAUAAUCAUCGACGAGUAACUCCGUGCCAGAUCUCGGAACGGUGACAGUGGUGAUUUCUGGCCUUCCUCGCGCUCUCCCAUGUCUCGAUGGACUCCCGGAUGUAACAGGCUGUAUACCCUAAAAGCGGAUAUGAAGAGUGACGUUCCCUCUGAUGCACCAAAGAGACAGGAGAGCCUGAAGGGGAUCCUCUUGAACCCCGAACCCCUCGAGGCGGCCAAAAGCUUCCCCGAAGAAGUGGAGAUGAUUGCCAGCAAAGUGGGGAAUGACUUUUCUCACCUGUGCGGUGACUCCCCGAAGCAGGAGAAGGCCACGGGCGGCAACCGGCCCGAGCGAGACAAGGGGACGGGCGUGCGGAAGAAGCGCAAGAGCCAGCAGGCCGGCCCCUCGGACUCCCAGAAGGGAAGCCCGGGGCCGCUGGGGCCGAGGCGCCCCCCGGAGCCGCAGAGCGACGACGAAGACGACGACGACUCCUCUUUCAGCGACUGCGUCUCCUCCCCUUCCUCCAGCCUGCAUUUCGGGGACUCGGACACGGUCACCUCGGACACGGACCGGGAGGCCCCCGAGCGGCCCCCGCCCCCGGCGGCCCUGACGGCCAAGGGCCGGACUCAGGGGGCCCGGGCCCCGAAGUGGCCGCGGCCCGAGCCCGAGCCGGUGUCGGGCCUGUUCAUGAAGCGGCCCUGCUUCCACGGCGGCUCCCUGCGCAGGCUGCCCUGCCGCAAGAGGUUCGUGAAGAACGGCUCCUCGCAGCGGACGCAGAAACAGAAGGAGCGGAUCUUGCUGCAGAGGAAGAAACGGGAGGUGCUGGCCCGCAGGAAGUACGCCCUGCUGCCCAGCUCCAGCGGCUCCAGCGAGAACGAUCUCAGCAGCGAGUCGUCGGCCAGCUCCUCCACCGAAGGAGAGGAAGAUCUGUUCGUGGCCCCCGGCGAGAGCCACCAGCCCAGCUCCAGCCUUCCCUCAGGAAGCAUAGACGAAGAUGUCGUGGUGAUCGAAGCGUCCUCCACCCCCCAAGUCACUGCCAACGAAGAAAUCAACGUUACCUCAACGGACAGUGAGGUGGAGAUCGUGACGGUCGGCGAGAGCUACCGGUCCCGUUCCAGCCUCGGCCACUCGAGAUCCCCCUGGGGCCAGAGCGCCGCCUCUCAUCCCGCCCGGCCCCAGGAGCCCCGCAGCCGCAGCCGGGUCUCCACGGUCAUCCAGCCGCUGCGGCAGAGCGCGGCCGAAGUGGUGGACCUCACCGUGGAUGAGGACGAGCCGACAGUGGUGCCGACCCCCUCCGCUCGAGUGGAGUCCCAGGUGGGGAGUUCUUCCAGCACUUGCUCCAAUGCCCCUACCUCAGAGCAGGCCUCUGACGCCGCCUCAGCCGUCUCCAACCGCCAACCUCCCGUAGCGCCCGAGACUUCCGCCGCCCUCCCCGCCAGCCCGCCGGGCCCUUCUGCAGGAGAGGACCUCAGGAGAACGGCACCGAGCGCCACACUGGAAACGAGCCCCCCCGCCAUGCCGCGGCUGCCCUCCUGCUGCCCCCAGCACUCGCCCUGCGGAGGGUCGGCGCAGAGCCACCACGCCCUGGGCCACCCCCCGCACGCCGGCUGCUUCCAGCAGCACGGCCACCACUUCCAGCACCACCACCACCACCAUCACCACCACCAGGCCCCGCUCCCGGCCGUCCCGCUCUCUCCCCCCUUCGGCGACCCCAGCUGCCCCGUGGAGAGGCACCCGCCGGCCCAGGCCCCGUGCGGCACCGGCAGCGGCUCCGGCGCCGGCUACCACGACCAGCAGGCCCUCCCGGUGGACCUGAGCAGCAGCGGCAUCCGAAGCCACGGAGGGGGCAGCUUCCACGGCGCGUCUGCCUUCGACCCCUGCUGCCCUGCUUCUUCUUCUUCCCGUUCGGCCAUCUUCGGCCACCAGGCCGCGGCCGGGCCCAGCCAACCCAUCUCCAUGGACGGCUUCGGAUCGAGCCUGGUGGCCCAGAGCCAGCCCCAGCCCCCUCCCCAAGCGUCGCUCUCCUCCUGCCGCCAUUACAUGCCGCCUCCGUAUACUUCCUUGACGAGACCACUGCUCCACCAAGCUUCCGCCUGCCCCCACUCGCACGGGAACCCCCCCGCGCAGCCGCCGCCUCCGCCCCAAGUGGACUACGUGAUCCCGCACCCCGUCCACCCCUUCCACGCGCAGAUAUCCUCCCACGCCGCGUCUCACCCCGUGGCGGCCCCGCCCCCGACCCACCACCUGGCCAGCACGGCCGCCCCGCUCCCCCAGCACCUGCCACCCGCCCACCAGCCCAUGUCUCACCAUAUCCCGGCCACGGCCCCGUCGGCCCAGAGGCUGCACCCCCACGACGUGAUCCAGAGGAUGGAGGUCCAGAGAAGGAGGCUGAUGCAGCACCCGACGCGGGCCCAUGAGCGCCCCCCGCCCCACCCUCACAGGAUGCACCCCAACUACGGCCACGGGCAUCACAUCCACGUGCCUCAGACGAUGUCGUCGCAUCCCCGGCAGGCUCCGGAGCGCUCCGCCUGGGAACUGGGGAUUGAAGCCGGAGUGACGGCAGCCACCUACCCCCCGGGCCCGCUCCACACCCACCUGGGCCACUACCACGCGCCGCCCCGACUCCACCACCUGCAGAUCGGGGCCCUCCCGCUAAUGGUUCCAGACAUGGCGGGCUACCCUCACAUCCGUUACAUUUCAUCGGGAUUGGACGGCGCGUCAUUCAGAGGCCCUUUCAGGGGCAAUUUUGAGGAGCUGAUCCACCUGGAGGAGCGGCUGGGGAACGUCAACCGCGGAGCCUCGCAGGGAACCAUCGAGAGGUGUACGUACCCGCACAAGUACAAGAAGGUAACCACUGAUUGGUUCUCACAGAGGAAACUGCACUGCAAGCAAGAUGGGGAGGAAGGGACAGAGGAGGACACCGAGGAAAAGUGCACCAUCUGUUUGUCUAUACUAGAGGAAGGGGAAGACGUGAGGCGCCUUCCGUGUAUGCACCUCUUCCACCAGGUGUGCGUCGACCAGUGGCUCAUCACCAACAAGAAGUGUCCCAUCUGCAGAGUGGACAUUGAGGCCCAGCUGCCCAGCGAAAGUUGACCCCGUUUCCCCGAACUCUUGCCCUCCUCCCCGCCCCGUCCUCUCCCCGGUACCGCAGUCAACCAAAGAUGGCACGACGACUCACCCACCACACCCGCUCGGGAGCGCCGGGGCCGGGCCUGCCCGCUCCGCUCGACGGUACAGCUCGCCCUCGACCUACAGUUUGUGGAGACCGUUGAUUUUCAAUGUAUUUAUAAAGCUUUUUUCGUUGGGUUUUUUUUUUUUUUUCGGUUUCUCCUCCCCCCCGCCCUCCCCACCCCCGUCCCCAAUUCAUUCGACUGUAUUUUUGCAUGGUUCCUUGUAUUGCAUUUCUUUGCACAUAUUACGGGCUUUGUGACACCCCCUCCCCCCCCUCCGGCCCCCGGCCCCCUCGCGCUCCCGCCGCCCCUCCAAACUCGCAGGCAAGAUUAGCCGCUUGAGUAAGUAGAAUCGUGCGGUCUGUUCGUUCUCCACCCGGUCCCGGGCUUUCGAGAGUCGGGAUUUCAUCCGUCACUAACCCCGGGUCCUUAAUUUAAUCGCGCCUCUUCGGUUCACUGUAUAAAGACCGGCUAGAAAAACGAUAAAGAGUGGUUGUACGAAGACAUUCCUUAAUCGGGACAAAACGGCUGCUGUAGAUUUCCAGUCUCCGGUUUGGAGUUCCACACCAUCCAGGACCCCGGGAACACGAUCCCGACUCUCCAGUCAGGUGCCGGAGGCGAACCCGGCAGCGGGGCGGGGGCGAGGCGUCCGAACCUUUGGUGUUGUCCGUCGAGGUUUCCUUUUAGCACAACGCAGAUAGGUCUGAAUGUUGAUACUCUCUCUCCCUUUAGACUGCUGUCCCGACUGUAUUUAUCUCUCCUUUUUUAUUUUUAUCU